AUGGAAAUAAUCAUAUCAUCUAUUAUAAAUGAUCUUAAAUUAGAUAAUGAUGAAAUAACAAAUAUUUAUAACUAUGGUUCAUGGGUUUACGGUACAAAUCAUGAAAAAUCGGAUCGUGAUUUUCUUUUUAUUAUGAAUAUUAAAAAUGAAAAUGAACGAAAAUCUUUAAAAUUUGAAGAUGAUUUUGAUUAUUUUCAUUCAUUUGAUUUACGUCGUCUCAAUAAUUGUGAUGUAACAAUACAUUCAUGUGAAAAUUUUGAAUUAUUAUUAGAAAAAAAUUAUAUGUUAGCAGUUGAAUGUUUAUUCUAUCCAAAUGAAUUUAUAAUUAGAAAUAAUAUUGAUUAUAAAACAAUUUAUUUAACAAAAUACUAUAAUCCAUUAAGAUUAAAACAAGUUAUAUUUUAUGAAAAUAAUCAUAGUUUUAAAUAUGUUAUGGACGAUGAUGAUGAUGAUGAUGAUGAAAUUAAUUCACAUUCAAAUAUUAAUCCAACAAUUGAUCAAUUUUUAUGUAAUGCUAUUCAAACAACAACUAUAGAUGAAGAUCGAUUACUUAAAUAUUUAUUUCAUUGUCUAAGAUAUUUAGAUAUUGGUGAACAAUUAAUUCGAACAAAAUCAAUAGAUAAUUUUAAACGAAUAUCAUAUAUACUAUUUCAAAUAAAAGAUUUCAAAUAA
Messenger RNA from Adineta steineri, 672 nucleotides. The record is from the annotation of a GenBank genome assembly. NCBI's taxonomy places the organism in Eukaryota, Metazoa, Rotifera, Eurotatoria, Adinetida, Adinetidae.